Lodderomyces beijingensis is the source of this 1440-nucleotide messenger RNA. NCBI's taxonomy places the organism in Eukaryota, Fungi, Ascomycota, Pichiomycetes, Serinales, Debaryomycetaceae. The record is from the annotation of a GenBank genome assembly.
AUGGGAGAGAGUGAAAGUAAAAACCCAGGAGAGGCAGCUUUAGCCGUGUUCAUCUUAGUAUUGAAGAUCGAGCGCCUGGUGUUGGAGUACAUUGCCAACGUCGCUCGGUGCAUCGAGGGUCAAGAUUUUCCACCGAUGAGAGGUGUUUCAUUCAUUGGUUGCAACAAUGAGGUUGUUUCGAAAUUCGAGGGCUACAUCCAGAUUGCUGACAAGUACAUUUCGCAAAUCGAAGGAUUGACCACCUACAAACACUAUCUUCAGGUGUUUGAGGCGAUGCAUAGCUUGUUUUAUGCUGAGUUGGCUGAAAUAUUGAAACGGGCCAGAAGGGAGCUCGACGAUAAGCUGUCGAUUCUGAAACUGGUGAUCAACCAUUUCUUUUUGGAAGAACGAAUAGACCAGACUAUCGAAGAGCUACAUCAGCAGUUCAGCGAGUUGAAGCAACUCAACGGCAUGACUAAAAAGGCGAGCCAGAAGCGAAUAGACAAGUUUCGCUUCUUCCGCUAUCCAGACGCUCAUUCUAAAAUGAAGACAUUUGAACGGAAAGUUCAGAGCUGCUACGCAAAGUACCCCGAUGCUCAAGACCAGGGGUUGUUUGAACUUAGUUUAGAAAGGGCCACGAUGUUCAUAACCAUUGACCAGCCAAAGUAUGACCAGUUGCAAAACUCCAUCUUGCAGGCAAUCUUGGAUCGCGAGGGUGACAUGAGCUCGAGGUCGUUUACCGACGACGAGAUUAAGAUUAUAGAGUUGAUGGAAUACUUAACGGCGCAUCUUCAUUUUGUGCCCACUUUGGUUGCGAUUUUGGAGCGUUUGGACAUGUGUGCUUCCAAGUACAAAUUACUAUUAUGGCAUAUGCAACGGGCAGCUCAUCAUCGUCAUCAUCGUCAUCAUCAUGAAGAAGAAGAAGAUGAUGAUUACGAUGAUGGUGAAGAUGAAGAUGAAGAUGGUGUUGUUGAUGAUGGAGAUCCGCCAUCGGUUCUUGUCAAACUGGACUUUAGUAACCGCGUUUUGCAGAUCCUUACUCCAACUACCCAGAAAUUGAUCCAAGUUGGCACCGUGGGUUUAUCAAAAUACACAAACUAUUUACUCGCCGUCAAAUUCUUGGUGCAGUGGCAGGAAUUAGCGGAUACUUUUAUAUCUAGAAUCCGUCUUCCUAAUGCAACGGUGUUGAGUGAAGCUGAGGAUUUGAUAAAAUUGCAUGGAUUGUCGAAUAAUUACCUUGACGACUUGAGUGCCGUGGUGAGAUUAAUGACCGAUAGGCAGCACGCUAACAAUGACACCAACAAGAUCAUGGGCAAGAACCGGGAAGAAUUUGAACAUUUGGAUGAAACACUAAAGCAGGAUACGUUUAGAAUAUUGGAAGAGGCAAAGAUUCUAGAUCUACAAAAUCGAAUGGUUAACUGCAAACUUUUAAAAUUUAGAGCUCACCAAUCGGUCGCUUAA